Messenger RNA from Dermacentor silvarum, 1073 nucleotides. Its product is annotated as beta-1,3-galactosyltransferase 5-like. Lineage: Eukaryota; Metazoa; Arthropoda; Arachnida; Ixodida; Ixodidae. The coding region runs from base 16 to 996 and encodes 326 amino acids. The record is from RefSeq and is a predicted model, not a curated record. Gene Ontology annotation, molecular function: hexosyltransferase activity. Gene Ontology annotation, cellular component: membrane. The transcript has a single exon.
UACGUUGUCCUCGUCAUGAAGUACCUCAGAAUGACUCUAACGCUUUCGAUACUGUCAGGGCUAUUUGUUGCUUUUGUUACCUUGUACCUCUACAAGUAUUGCGCCUACCGAAUCAGAUUGACAUCCUCAUGGAAGAGAUGCGGUGUUGGAAAUAAGGGGCUGACCUUCAAAUACGUUACGCAUAGGGCAAGGUUUUGUGAACCAGCAGCCAACCGAACAAGCGUGCUUAUUGGCGUAAUCUCGAGCACGCCCAACUUCGAGGCUCGAGCGGCGAUCCGGGACACCUGGGGCGGCACAGCGCUGAAGAUGGGUUUCGACGUGGUCUUCCUGCUGGGAAAAACAUCGGACCAGGAACUGCAGCGCAAGGUAUUCGCUGAGCACGACUCGUACGGGGACAUAGUUCAAGGAGACUUUGUCGACUGCUACAGGAACCUCACCUACAAGACCGUGAUGCUGAUGCGCUGGGCUCGAGAAAAGUGCUCGGACGCUAAUUUUGUGCUGAAGAUAGACGACGACAUGCUUCUCGGGGUGUGGGACUUCGCCGUCGUUGUGAACGGUUUGGUGGGAGUCAAACGCUCGAUGUGGGGAAAUUUGAAUAGUGAUCCCCGCCCCAAUCGUUAUGUAUCUCAAAAGUGGUACGUGUCUAGGCAGGAAUACGCACCGGACACCUAUCCCCCAUUCCUCUCAGGGACCGCCUACCUGAUAUCUGGUGACAGCAUUGCCACACUAGAGGAGCUCACACACGACGAGUGCUUCUUCCCUCUCGAAGACAUUUACUUGACCGCCAUCGUUGCAGAGAGAGCUCAAGUGAGUCGGCUAAAUUUGGACGGUUUUUCCUACGACCAUACCCUGUACAGUCAGCCAUGUUCUACACCCAGGGUCGUAACCUCUCACAAGUGGAGCCCCGUGGCGUUGAGAAAUGCUUGGAGGCAUGCUGUUUCCCGCUUGGAUUUUCGGCUGUGCGUGGGAAUAAAGCAAAGCCAGACGGUGUCGUAGAUCGUCCGAAAGAAAGCGGGAUCGUGCUGAUAUUUAGAACGUAUUUAGCAACUGCUUUGCAUUAGGAUAGGUAGGGU